Mesorhabditis spiculigera is the source of this 1236-nucleotide messenger RNA. The record is from the annotation of a GenBank genome assembly. NCBI's taxonomy places the organism in Eukaryota, Metazoa, Nematoda, Chromadorea, Rhabditida, Rhabditidae.
AUGGACGUUCGAAAACUUAAAGAAGGUGAUGUGAUGCGCUACAAGAAAGGGCUGCUCGGCAGCAAAUGGAAAAAGAGCUGGGUGGUGCUGUUUUCGGAUUCCAGGCUGUGCUGGUAUGACGAGAAGGGUGAUCGUAAACCGGCCGGAAGUGUACUUCUGAAAGAUGUGGUUCCAUAUCUAUGCGUUGGAUUGAUGACGGACCGUAUGCCAGUUCGCCGUCCCAGCCUUCCGGACGACUACUCUGUACACCACCUGGUUGGUAUCGGCAUGGACCCCAGGGCCGAAACGGUCCAUUGGCUACUCUUCAGAUCUGACAACGACUUGGAGAGCUGGUUUACCGAAAUUAUGAAAACUUUGCCGAAACCAGCGACACCACCUCCGCAGGCUCAACAGCCUCCACCGAAUGCCAAUAGUGGUGGAUAUGCUCCAGCCGGCAAAUACCCCGAUGCUCCCCCACCAGGACCUAAUGGCUACCCUCAAAAUCCACCAAUUUCCAAUGGUGGCUUCCCAAGACAGCCACAAGGCGGCUACCAACCUUAUAACAACGGCCCAGCUCCACCACCUUACGCCGGUCAGCAACAAGGAGGAUAUGGACCUCCACCCCCACAAUAUCAAGGAGGAUACAACGGUGGCGGAGGAUAUGGAGGUGGCGCUCCUUCAAACCCGUCUCACACUACAGUGAUCGUCCAAGACCGUGGCGGUGGUGGUUACGGUGGAGGUGGUUACGGUGGAGGCGGUAGCAGCUUCUUGGGAGGUGGCUCCGGGCUCGGCCUUGGUUCUGGUCUCUUGAUGGGAUCGUUGCUGGGAUACGGUGUCGGCAGCUUCUUCACCCCUCAUUACUCUGGAGGUUUUGGAUCCCCAUUCGGUGGAGGAUUUGGCGGCGGAUAUGGCGGAGGCUACGGUGGAGGAUACGGUGGCGGUAGCUACUAUUCCGACAAUGAUACCAACAUUACGAACAACUACUACAACACUGGACCCGAUGGAAACACCACGAAUAAUGCAAUUGAGGACCAUAGCAAUGCUUCCGCCGAGCCGGAUGGAAAUGAUGGUUAUUACAAUGAUCAUGACCCGAAUGGAGACAACUUUGGCAAUAAUGAUGGUGACUUCGGUGGUGACUACGGCGGUGGAGAUUUCGGUGGAGCCGAUUUUGGUGGUGGCGACUUCGGUGGUGGCGAUUUUGGCGGCGAUUUUGGUGGUGGAGACUUUGGUGGAGGCGAUUUUGGAGGCUCAGAUUUC